Rhododendron vialii is the source of this 1604-nucleotide messenger RNA. RefSeq names its product abscisic acid 8'-hydroxylase 2. The coding region runs from base 101 to 1567 and encodes 488 amino acids. The record is from RefSeq and is a predicted model, not a curated record. Gene Ontology annotation, molecular function: heme binding; oxidoreductase activity, acting on paired donors, with incorporation or reduction of molecular oxygen; monooxygenase activity. Lineage: Eukaryota; Viridiplantae; Streptophyta; Magnoliopsida; Ericales; Ericaceae. Gene Ontology annotation, biological process: sterol metabolic process. The transcript has 8 exons.
CCUCUCUCCCUCUCUCUCUAGAUCUCAUCUUCAACCUCCACCCUAUUUACAUGUUCAACUCAAUUAAGCUCUCUCUACUACUUCAACCACCACCGCAGCCAUGGAAAUCUCUUGCACUUUUGAUAUCCUACUCUCUACUAUUUCUUCCUUUGUCCCAAUUCUAAUCUGUUCCGUGUUCCUUCUGUGGUUUUUCCUUCAAUGGCGCCCGCGCCACCCCAGAGACCAACGCCUCCCUCCUGGUUCCAUGGGCUGGCCUUACAUUGGAGAGACACUCGAGCUCUACUCUCAAAACCCAAAUUCCUUCUUCUCCAUCAGGCAAAAAAGGAAUGGAGAUAUAUUCAAGACACACAUCCUGGGAUGCCCAUGUGUGAUGAUAUCAAGCCCUGAAGCAGCAAAGAUUGUGCUGGUGAGCCAAGCUCACCUCUUCAAGCCAACGUAUCCCCCAAGCAAAGAGAAGAUGAUUGGACCAGAGGCUCUAUUCUUUCACCAAGGGGCUUACCACUCCAGGCUCAAGAAGUUGGUUCAAGCCUCCUUUGUGCCCUCUGCAAUCAGAGGCUCGGUCCCUGACAUUGAGAAAAUCGUUCUGGGUUUUCUUCCAACUUGGGAUGGCAGCACCGUUAACGCUUUACAAGAGAUGAAGAGGUAUGCUUUUGAUGUGGCAAUGAUUUCAGCCUUUGGUGAAAGCCUGGAAUUAGAGAUGGAAGGAAUAAAAGAACUGUACCGUUGUUUGGAGAAGGGAUACAAUUCCAUGCCUUUAGAUCUCCCCGGAACUCUUUUUCACAGAGCAAUAAAGGCAAGGAAGCUUCUAAAUGAGACACUGAGGAAAUUGAUACAGAAGAAAAGAGAGAGCAGUAUACAAGGAGGAGGAGGGCUGCUGGGGGCAUUAUUGGGUGCCAAAGACCAGAAGCUUAAUCAUCUGACUGACUCUCAAAUUGCCGAUAACAUCAUCGGAGUAAUAUUUGCUGCUCACGAUACCACUGCGAGUGUUCUAACCUGGGUUUUGAAAUAUUUGCAUGAUAAUGGACAUCUCUUAGAAGCUGUUACGAGGGAACAGGAAGAAAUUCGAGGCAGAAUAGUUGAAGCCAACCGUGGACUUACGUGGGAUGACACUCGAAGCAUGCCUCUGACUAGCCGGGUAAUACAGGAGACGCUAAGAAGAGCAAGUAUUCUGUCGUUCACAUUCAGGGAAGCAGUCCAAGACGUUGAAUUGGAAGGCUACUUCAUCCCCAAAGGUUGGAAAGUUCUUCCUCUCUUCAGAACCAUUCACCAUUCUGAAGAUUUCUUUCCUGAACCCCAUAGAUUCGACCCUUCAAGAUUCGAGGUGCCACCGAGACCAAACACGUACAUGCCAUUUGGGAAUGGUGUCCACUCUUGUCCUGGCAGUGAGCUGGCCAAGCUCGAGAUGCUCAUCCUCCUCCACCACCUCACUACCUCUUACAGAUGGAAAGUUAUAGGAGAGGAGGAGGGCAUACAAUACGGCCCUUUCCCGGUACCUAAAGGAGGCUUGCCAAUAAGAGUACACCAGAGGAUCAAAUCAAGAAAUGAUCUAUUCAAUCCAAGCACGUGACGCGGCAUCGAUCGGAACGUUUUUUUUUUUUUUUUCU